AAUAGUGACAUUAGAACGGCCAUUUGUACAAAUGCCCUGGCAUCCAAGGAAGUCGAACCAACCAAGUAAAAUAAAAAGGUCGGCCAAUUAUGAUCUAGUUUAUACAUAGUCAAGAAGUUGUGGUUGAAAUUAAUCUUAUCAUCAACUUAUAUAUAUGUCUAUUUCGUUACCAACUAUAUAUUCAGUAGUAAACUGCUUAUUGAGUAAGUUAUCAAAAAGCAAAAAAUGUUGGGAAAAUUUUCAGAGCAAGUAGAAAUAAAUGCAUCAGCAAGUGAAGUGUGGAAUCUCUAUAGCACUCUUCAAUUUCCCAAAUUUGUUGUUGAAAAACUCCCUCACAUUGUUGAAAAAGUUGAGUUGAUUGAAGGCAAUGGUGGCUCCGGUUCGGUCCUGGUAGUUAGUUUACCCGGUAAUGCUCCAUAUAACGAGAAAUUCGUCUCAAUCGACGAUAAAAAACGAGUGAAGGAAGUCGAGAUUAUUGAAGGUGGAUAUCUUGAUCUGGGAUUCAGUUUCUACGGAAUUAAGUUUGAAGUUAUAGAAAAGGAUGAGAAUUUAAGCAUAGUGAAAAUUACCAUUGAUUUUGAGACUAAAGAUGCUGAAAAUAUUCAUCUUACUAUUGGCAAUAUCCAAGCUCUCGUUGCCAUAAUGAAAGCCACUGUUGAAUAUUUCAACCAGAAGAGCAAGUAAAUUAAUCUUCUUUUAUUGGAAUCCAUGAAUCUUCAUAUUUAAUAGUCUUUUUGCAUUUUAUUAUUGCCCUUCAAGUAAUGUAAUGUACUUUGAUGGAUACAAUAAAACUUUUUGACAUUGCAAUGAGAUGUAACAUUCGCAAUUCUUAA
Molecule: messenger RNA, 833 nt
Organism: Nicotiana tabacum (common tobacco)
Lineage: Eukaryota; Viridiplantae; Streptophyta; Magnoliopsida; Solanales; Solanaceae
Product: norbelladine synthase
Biological process (GO): abscisic acid-activated signaling pathway; defense response
Cellular component (GO): cytoplasm; nucleus
Molecular function (GO): abscisic acid binding; signaling receptor activity; protein phosphatase inhibitor activity
Source: RefSeq, a predicted model, not a curated record